Bicyclus anynana (squinting bush brown) is the source of this 2660-nucleotide messenger RNA. It is a transcript of the gene Wbp2, whose product is annotated as WW domain-binding protein 2. Bases 89 to 1009 code for a protein of 306 amino acids. NCBI's taxonomy places the organism in Eukaryota, Metazoa, Arthropoda, Insecta, Lepidoptera, Nymphalidae. The transcript has 7 exons. Gene Ontology annotation, cellular component: nucleus. Gene Ontology annotation, molecular function: chromatin DNA binding; phosphatidylinositol-3-phosphate binding; transcription coactivator activity. The record is from RefSeq and is a predicted model, not a curated record. Gene Ontology annotation, biological process: positive regulation of DNA-templated transcription.
UUUCCGAUUACGAUUUUGCGUAUUUGUUAUCGAUUUGUGGGAAGGAAUAAAUAAAUUUGUUGAUCGGCUGAAAUUCCAGGACUAAAUAAUGUCUCUUAAUACAGCUCAUGCAGAUCAUGGUGUGCUUAUACAUGCUGGAGAGGUCAUUAUUUUAUUUUCUGAUAAUGUAGUUGUUGAGUUUUAUGGAAAUGAAACACAGGAGUUUAAAGGUACAAAAAAUGGUCGAAUGUAUCUCACAACUCAUCGAAUGAUAUAUAAUUCAAAGAACAAUGCAGACACUUUGAGAUCAUUUAGCUUUCCCUUCAUAGCUUUACAGGAUGUGACAGUGGAACAGCCAAUGUUUGCAGCAAAUUAUAUUAAAGGCAAGGUGCGAGCUCAAGCAAAUGGAAACUUUGUUGGGGAAGUUAAAUUCAAGCUGACUUUCAAAUCUGGGGGAGCGAUAGAGUUUGGUCAGGCUAUGCUUAAAGCUGCACAUCUUGCUUCGCGUCAUAUGUCAGCGAACGCUCCGCCGCCGCCGUACACGCCGCCGACCGGCCCGUGGUACGCCGCGCCGCCGCCCGCCUACGCACCCCCGCCGCAAGGGUAUUACGGAUGGGUGCCUCCAUAUACUGCAUUUCCCGAUCAACCAUCUCCCAACUCCGUGUUUGUAUCAAACAGCCCCCCUCCUUAUCCCGGCGUGAUGGGUGUGACUUACCCGCCUGGCGGUGGCUUCUCCGGAGGUCCUGGACCCACAGGUGCGCAAGCUCAUGGCUACCCAGGGUACCCUGGUAACCAGGCCAAUGGGAACGUGCCUCCGCCGGGGUACCCGGGUAACUCUAACUUGCCGCCCCCUGGCUACCCCGGCGGCUUCGCCCCUGGAGCGCCUCCUAUGUCGUCAAAUGAUGCUAAAGCCGCGGAAGCUGCUCAGAGCGCUUACUAUGAUCCCAAUAGGCCUCAAACCGCUUAUGUACCACCACCAUACGAUCAACCGCCGACCUACCAGGAAUCUACGUCCAAGAAAGAAAACUAAUGCAUUGUCCACACUAUCACAUAAACACCGCUUCUCAUCAUCCAUCUUAAUGCUAAUUUAAUUCAAGAAUACUAUGUCAGCUGAUAAUUUUAACAAUCUUACACUGCAAUAUAUAACAUAUUUGGUUUGAAUGUCUUAAGAAUUUUGUUUGUCUAAUUAUUUUUCUAACUAUAGAAUUUAUAAAUGUUGUGGGACAAUGUACUACAUUAUAUUUCUUGAAAUUAUUAGUGUGCUAUCAUUAGUACAAUAUGUAGUUUACAAUAAAGGCAUUUAUUCCAUGUUCUUUUGAGUAUCUACUCAUAGUUUCAGUAUAAAAAUAACACACUAGAUGAUUUUAGAAUUUAAACUAUUGUGAGUGUUGCAAGAACCAGCUCAUGACUAAGGGCCCCGUAUGGGUUCGAAACUAGUCGGGCAUACUCCGACGUUGUAUCAAGUGAGUUUUAGCCGUGUUUCAUAAUCAAUUAAUUCGAGAUUAUUUUGAAAAUAAAUUAAUGCUGUUUUAAAAAAAAAUAUUACUGUGAAUGAUUUUUUAAUUCGAUUUUGAAUAAUAAUCGAAGUUGCAUAAACUACUCUGGACUCUGUUGCAAGAAUGGUGCUUUUGAUGUGUUUUUACUACAAAUUGAUGCACAGUUUGUAAGUGGAUUACGCUUUGCUUAAAACCACUUUGUAUAAUGGCUCUAUAAUGGUUCUAUAAUUAAAAUUAAAGCUGUUAAUGUCAAUGCAAUUAUAUUUCUAUUUAUAGCAUUCCAUUGUAUCCCCUAUCAGUGAUCCCUAGAACAUUUUGUAUGACUUAUACAAAAUGUUAUAACCUCGUUAUUGAUACAAGUUGGAAGGAGGGUAGAGUAACAAAAGUUGUUACUGACCAGAUGUUUUUUUACUGUUGAUAAAUUGAUAGUUAUACAACUUAACAGACACAAUCCUAUAAAUUGCGUGGUACAUUAUCUCGUUCCGACGCUCUGAAAUUUUCAUUUCCCGGUAACUCAGUUAGCUAUCAGAAUCAAGAAUUUUCGUAAAUAAGAAGUUGAUCGUCUCAUCAUCAUUACUUACGAAAAAUUAGCUAGUUAGUAAUCAGGUAUGCAAAAUGUUCUAGUGAUCCCUGACUAUAAAUAAUAUGGCUUUUGAAGGAAGUAAAGCUUAUCAGUAUUAUAUUAAAUUACAUUAAAGCAUUGUAUGCUGUUAUAAAAUUGUAGAAGGGGUGAACAGAUAAUAUAUUUUUAAAAAUUAUUGUGUAUUAUUAGUAAUUAAAAUUAAAAUGUUAUAACAAAUUGGAGACAGUUAUAUCCAUGUGUUAAAAUAAUCUAUAUAUGUGAGAAGAAUAUAACUCACAUUUUGGUGUUUGUAUAAAUGUAUUAUAAUUAAAUCAUGUCUGCUAUCACGAAAAGAUGGUGCCCAGAUACUAGUUUUUAACCGACUUCCAAAAAGGAGGAGGUUCUACGUUCGGCUGUAUGUUUUAUCUUACUAUGUAUAAGAAAUGGCUGUUGAUUCGAUAUCAUGUAUAAUCCAAUUAUUGUUAAUGUUAUUUUUUUUUAAUGUUUAUCAAGAAAAUAAAUUAUUUGUCUAACAAUGAGUAAUGUCUGAAGCAUUAAUGUUUUGAAUUGUAAAACUUAUUUACACAUUAUAUAGUUUAGUUUAAUAUAUUACAUUUACAUUA